Molecule: messenger RNA, 4083 nt
Organism: Heteronotia binoei (common prickly gecko)
Lineage: Eukaryota; Metazoa; Chordata; Lepidosauria; Squamata; Gekkonidae
Gene: CRKL
Product: CRK like proto-oncogene, adaptor protein
Exons: 3
Coding region: 264-1169 (301 amino acids)
Biological process (GO): positive regulation of ERK1 and ERK2 cascade
Molecular function (GO): protein binding
Source: RefSeq, a predicted model, not a curated record
UUCGCCCUCACCAUGCGCAUGCGCGAUGGGCGUGGCUUUGGCUGUCCCUUCCUUCCCUUCGAGCCAGCCUAGGCCGCCAUUUUGGCGCUGAGGUUCGGUGAGUGGAGGGGCAGGAGUCGGUGUAGCGGCCGAGUUCGUCCAACCCGAACUGGGCCAGGCCGGGCCUGUCGUUGUCGUCUAAGGAGGGUAGCGCGAGGAAAUGCACCGCCACUGAGGGAGACGCCGAGGCCCGCCCACCGCCCUUCCUGAGGCCCUCGCCCGCCAUGUCGUCAGCAGCCCGCUUUGACGCGUCGGACCGCUCGGCCUGGUACGCGGGUCCGCUGUCGAGGGCAGAGGCGCAGUCACGGCUGCAGGGCCAGCGCCACGGCACCUUUCUAGUGCGCGACUCGUCCACUUGUCCCGGCGAUUAUGUCCUGUCGGUCUCGGAGAACUCGCGCGUCUCGCACUACAUCAUCAACUCGCUGCCUGGGCGGCGCUUCAAGAUCGGCGACCAGGAAUUCGAGCACUUGCCAGCCCUCCUCGAUUUCUACAAGAUCCACUAUCUGGACACCACCACCCUCAUCGAGCCCGCGCCCAGGUAUCCGGCUCCAUUAAUGGGAUCUGGAUCAGCCCCCACUUUGCCUGCUGCAGAAGAGAAUGUGGAAUACGUUCGGACUCUUUAUGACUUCCCUGGUAAUGAUGCAGAAGAUUUGCCAUUUAAAAAGGGGGAGAUACUGGUCAUUGUAGACAAGCCAGAAGAACAGUGGUGGAGUGCCAGAAACAAAGAUGGCCGUGUUGGGAUGAUCCCUGUUCCUUAUGUUGAGAAGCUUGUGAGAUCUUCCCCACAUGGGAACAGGAAUUCUAACAGCUAUGGGAUUCCUGAACCUGCUCAUGCUUAUGCUCAGCCGCAGACCACAAAUCCUCUUCCCAAUGUACCUAGUGCUCCUGGGGCAGUGAUCAAUCCACUUCCAUCAACACAGAAUGGACCAGUCUUUGCCAAAGCAAUUCAAAAGAGAGUUCCAUGUGCUUAUGACAAGACUGCCUUGGCAUUAGAGGUUGGUGAUAUUGUGAAGGUCACAAGGAUGAAUAUAAAUGGUCAAUGGGAAGGUGAAGUCAAUGGUCGGAAAGGUCUUUUCCCUUUCACACAUGUCAAAAUAAUUGACCCUCAGAAUCCUGAUGAAAAUGAAUGAUUCACAUUGGCCCAUUUCUGCAUUGCUGCUUCAUUUUUCUGGCUAUCACGAGCAUCGUUUGAAGUGGGAUGAUGACUGUUAAUGGUGUGUGGUAAGCAUAGCCAGUUGCCUAUUUCCCAGUUGUUAUGAUUUGACAGCCCUGUCGUUUGUUUGGAAUGCACACAGCUGAAGUUGCUUAUUGGUGCUCAUAUGGACAGUUGCAUCAUUCAAAAUUUAGUCACUCCUAGAAGAAUUUUGGACCUUAAGCUGCAGAAGAUAUGUUGUGUCUCCCCAGCAGAACAGCUGGGGGCAAAACGUCAGCAAUUGCUGCCAAGGCAACCACAAACAACAUUCUGCUCUGAAGGCAAAUUCUAAGCAUCUCUAUCAACAAUGGAGCAAAGACAACAAAAAUCCAGUUUUAUUUUUCCCUCUGGAGGAGGAAAGACUUUAUUUUAGAGAGAAUAAACUGUUUAAAGCAGCAAUGCAUUUGGAAUAAUAAUCUCUAGGCUAUAUAAUUGGAGUUUGUGUUAACGACACUUUUUUAUGAGUUUGUCAUUGACCUAGAAACAACUUUGGGAUGACAGCAAAGCAUCAUUUUAAAGUAUUGCACCACAGUAGAGGCUUUUAUUUAUAAGUGUGACAGCAGACGUGUCAGUUUGUCACAUCCCUGCCUAAAAUCCAGCAUUUAAACUUGCAUCGAGGGAUUGUUUGCGAAAUCAUUGAGGACAGUUGUUUAUAAUAACUUUUAAAUGGUCCCUAGACUUUUAAAUAUGAUCUUAGAACACAUUAAUUCUCACCAUACACACAAGCUUGAGUGAAAUGGCACUUUCUGCCUCUUUAAAAACAAAAAACAAAACUCCUCACCAAGCAUUGAUAAUCACUAAUCAAGAAUACAGAUAUAAAUUAAAAGGUAUCAUUUGGACAUUUUAACUCUUCUGUGCCCUGCUGUGUUAACUAAACUGUAGCUUUUUUGCUUUAGGUUUUAAACAUUGUAACCAGGAAUAGAAAAUGCAGAAAGUGGAAUUGGCAGUUGAGAAAUCGACUCCCUAAAUGCUAAUUUUUAAAUCUUUUAAGAAUUUUGGACUUGUGGAGCCCAGGUUCAACAGUGUUAAAGUGCCUUAAUUUGAGGAUGAAAGGCGCUGAUGGCGUGCAGUUUCUGCAAAGAAUUCAGAACUGAACAUAUUCAGUCUCAAAAGUGUUUCAGUUCGUUGACUUUUUCAACUGGCUACUGGUCUAGAGAAAGCUUUCUCAGCAAAGGAGAGAGCAGUUUUACUGCCAAACAAAUGUACUGUGAAUUAGACUAGCCUCAAUGCUCCAGAAAGUGUUUCCGCCUUAGGGGUAGAGACCCUCUGUUCUAUAAUGGAAAGUUCUGCAGGUAUUCACUAGAACUCCCAGGUGUGUUCUUGUUUAUUUGUCUUGUUACUGCAGAAUAGUACUACUGAGCUUUGCAUUAUGAAUAUUUAAGCUGCACUAAAAAUCAGUCUGCCAUAAGAUAAUCCUGCUACACAGCUGGCCCCAACACUCACCUUGGCAAUACUGUGUGACCCUCUUUGAAAACACUGUGGAUGCUUUCAGCUUGCCCACUUGCUCUCCUGGUGCUUUCCAAACAUGCUUCUUUAGUUUGGCCAUAUAGAUACUUGAUCCAGAAUCCUCUGCUAAACCCAUUUUAGGAUUGCAAAAAAAAAAAAAAAGGCAUCUAUGCAAGCGAGUGUUGAGCCACUCCCAAGAUCACAAGCCAGAGUUGCCAGGUGCUCCCAGCGGUUUUCACAGGUUGAGCUUCAGAUCCAUCUGAAGCGUAUGUGGGAGUGGCCUGCUUCAGGGCUAAUCAGUGAUGCUUAAGAGAAGCGCACUAAGUUGAUCACUGGCAAAAAUUGACAUCACUGUUUCCUUCACUGUUUUACUUUUAAAAAUAAAUGCUGCAAUUGCUCUGGUUUGUAGGGUUACCGAGGAUGGGAUUAAGGCUAUCCUUGCAUAUACCUGUGCUGUGUCUCAGAGGUAAUCCUGAGAGCUCUUCAGUCUAUGCAUUAUUACAUGGGUGUUAAAAGCCUUGGUAGUGCAGUCCUUAGUAUGUUUACUCAGAAACAGGUCUCAUUGAGAUCAGUGAGACUUGCUCCCUAGUAAGCAUAUGUAAGAUUGGUUUCAAAUUGGUAAUUGGCUUAAAUUUGCUGUCCAAGAAAGAGCCUUUGGAAAGUUUGCCACUCCUGUUGCACCAUUUGGUGCCUCUAAGCAAGAGGGGAGUGGGAACUGCUGCCGCUGGGAAAUCAGGAUUGUUUACAAAUCAGGCAGGAGUACAUAAAAGGGAAUAUCCUGUUUUGGGUGGGGGUUUUGGAGGGGCCAGCCCCUAUUUUUGUAAAGGGAUAGAAAGCAUUCUCUGUGCCAUUUCAUGUGCCUGCAAUAAUUUUUUUGUAUUGUGUAAUUAACAUUCUGGGACUGAGUAGACUGUCCUUCCCAUUUGUUUGUAGUAGGGUUCUUCAGCAUCUCCAGUAAAACAGGACACACAACUGCAGGCCUCCUUCGUGGGACCAGUAGAAGGUUCUGACUAGCUGUCAAAAUUGUCUUGUUUUCCUACUUUGUGUUACUAAAUACAAGCAUGUCCAGAACUAGUAAAUGUGUUCAUUUUUACAGAGGGAAAUGUGGCCUUGUACUUAAGACAGUCAUUACUGUGCAGUUUUAUGUAACUGAGGUAUCAUUUGAAUUUCAGGCAAUAACGUAUUAUUCUUUGUCUUAUUUGGGGGAUCAUCAUAGCGAGUUAUUUUUGGAUUUUUUCUUGUGCUACAAAAUUUAACAGUAUUAACUAUAUUCUUAGAACACAUGAAGUGUCUUUCUUAAGAUUAGUGCCUUUUCAUUGUCUUAAUUUACUUUGCUGUCGGUCCUGUCAUCAAGCCAGUGUUCAGUGCCCAGUUUGUAUAUUCUCAAUAAAACAUACAUCACCUUG